CACAUACAUAUUUUGUUUCUUUUUCAUUGGCUAUACUAUCGGUGCUAUUGUCAACGGAAUUAUAUAUAAUUACAUAAACCGUCAGUUGGUUUUGGCGUGUCUUAUGAUAAUUAUGGCCAUAACCGUCGCUGUCCUACCUGUCUGUCCAAAUAUAGCCGUAUUAUUCGCUAUGGCGGGGAUAUGUGGGUACGGUUGUGGAGGUGUAGACACGGCACUAGUAGUUUGGUUAGUGGAAAUGUGGGGCAAUAAAUCGAGUUUAUAUUUAGGUGGCUAUCAGUUUUUCUUUGCCGCCGGUGUUUGUAUUGCACCCUUAAUGGAGGCCAAUUAUCUCACAAAUACACCGACCAAUCAGACAUAUACUUCCAGCAUAAUCAAUGUGUCCCGACUGGAAGUUCCCUUUGCUAUAAACGGCGUUUUUCUUAUAGUAUCAGCGAUUCUGUUAUUACUUCUCUACUGUUAUCGGCCAUACAUUCCGCCUAAAAGUCCACAGAAAGCAAUCAAAUUUGAAUUUCCAAAGAAAUGGGAACUCAUAUACAUAUUACUCGGAGUAUUUAUUAUCGGACCGUACGUGGGACUGGAGCUCAUGAACUUCCAGCUAAUUCCCACAUUUCUCGAGAAGUCGUACCAAAACAUAUCCGACUCCCGGAGCUCAAAUUUACUAGCUAUACUGACCGGGAUGUUUGCCAUUUUUCUCUAUCCAUCGGUUUACUCUUUCUUUGAAUCGCAGCUCACUUUAAGCAACACAACCGCCGUCAUAUAUAAUGGCACGGUUUUGGGGGUCGUCUCGCGCCGUAUAUACCGCGCAAUUGUUACCGGAAUUCGGGUCGAUUUAUAG
Oppiella nova is the source of this 835-nucleotide messenger RNA. Lineage: Eukaryota; Metazoa; Arthropoda; Arachnida; Sarcoptiformes; Oppiidae. The record is from the annotation of a GenBank genome assembly.